Naegleria fowleri is the source of this 1065-nucleotide messenger RNA. RefSeq lists its product as uncharacterized. NCBI's taxonomy places the organism in Eukaryota, Heterolobosea, Eutetramitea, Acrasida, Naegleriidae. The transcript has a single exon. Bases 1 to 1065 code for a protein of 354 amino acids. The record is from RefSeq and is a predicted model, not a curated record. Gene Ontology annotation, molecular function: protein binding.
AUGAAUGAAGAUCAUCAUGAUGACAAUCAACAACAACAAAUCACAACACAUGUGAUCAUGACCAUCACGGAUUGGGAAUACCUUUCUAUUCAUCACCACCAAGAUGAUUUGUUUGGCAAAUUUAAAGAAAAGAUGAGAUCAUCCAGUGCUCGGAAAUCAUUUUCUACGGAUUUUAAACAUGUGGCGACUCUGGGUAGAGUUGAGAUUUCUGGAUUUGGAAAUGAUCUAUUUGAUGGACCAUUUGAUGUGGCCAUUUCUUACAACCAUCAUUGCGUACUAAUUUCUGAUAUCAAUAAUGAUAGGAUCAAAGUGUUUGAUUUGAAAACGAAAGAAUAUAAAACUUCCAUCCAAUCUAUUUCUCCAAUGCCUAAAUAUUUGUGCAUUGAGGAGUCAUUUGAUGAAAAUAAGAAUGAUGCAUUAUUGUUUGAUUGUGAUGAUGGCGAUGCUGUAUAUAAAUAUGAUUUGAGAAGAUUGAUAGAAAAUUCUUUUGAAGAACAGAGAGGAGAGGAACCAUUCGAUUACAUCUGGAAAACAACACAUACAUUUUUGUCUGCUCAAGGAAUUGCUGUUUGUAAUAACAGAAAAGAAGUUUUUGUUUGUGAUUGUGAGAGUAAUUGUAUAAUAAUUUUGAAUUUAAAAUCUGGAGAAUUUAUCAAGAGAAUCGACGUGGAUAGUCCAAGAGGUGUUGCCAUCAACAGUUACGGAGAGUUAUUAUUGGUGAGUCAAAAGCAUCCAUUGAAUCGAAUUGAAAUUUUGAAAAAGACACCAAAUGAAGAAUGGACUCGAGUGACAACAUUUGGAAAAUAUGGAAAAUCAUUUGGAGAAUUGAAUAACUCAUUGAAAUUGUUGUUUGAUGAGGUUUCGAAAAACAUUAUUGUUUCGGAUGGUUGGAACCAUCGCGUACAGAUUUUUCGACGUGAUGGCACUUUUGUGACCUCCUACGGAACCUAUGGCUCCGCUUCCGUCAACCAAUUCAAAUAUCCGUGUGGCAUUUGUUGCAAUGAGCUCGAGGGAGAAUUGUAUGUUUGUGACUGUAGUGCCAAUGCUGUCCACAUUUUCAAGUAG